CCGGCCAGCGAGCCUGCAUGAGGUUGAUGCUGCUGUGCUGCACCUGGAGGGACGAGCCUAUGGGAGAGGACGAAGGGACCGACCUGCCAGUGUGUGCGAGCUGCGGGCAGGGCAUCUACGAUGGGCAGUACCUGCAGGCACUGAAGGCUGACUGGCACGCUGACUGCUUCAGGUGCUGUGAGUGCGGGGCCUCCCUGUCCCACCAGUACUAUGAGAAGGAUGGGCGCCUGUACUGCAAGAAGGAUUACUGGGCACGCUUUGGGGAGCUGUGCCAUGGCUGCUCCGAGCAGAUCACCAAGGGGCUGGUCAUGGUGGCUGGGGAGCAGAAGUACCACCCCGAGUGCUUCAGCUGCCUCAACUGCCGCGCCUUCAUCGGGGACGGGGACACCUACGCGCUGGUGGAGCGCUCCAAGCUCUACUGCGGCCACUGCUACUACCAGAUGGUGGUGACCCCGGUGAUCGAGCAGAUCCUGCCCGACUCGCCGGCCUCCCGCAUCCCUCACACCGUCACCCUCGUGUCCAUCCCCGCCUGCUCCGACGGCAAGCGCGGCUUCUCCGUCUCCAUCGACCAGGGCUGCGGCAGCGAGCAUCCCCGCACCGUGCGCGUCCGAGAGGUGGACCCGGACUGCAUCAGCCCUGACAUGAAGAACUCCAUCCACGUUGGUGACCGCAUCCUGGAGAUCAACGGGACCCCCAUUGGCCACGUCCCCCUGGACGAGAUCGACCUGCUGAUCCAGGAAACGAGCCGCCUGCUGCAGCUGACCAUCGAGCAUGACCCCCACGAGCCCCUGGGCCGGGAGCCAGGGCUGGCGGGCAGCCCCCUGCCCGCCCCGUGCAGCCCCCUGCGCUCGCCAGCUCCCGUGCCCUGCGGGGACCCCGCUGCCACGCGCCAGCGUGCUGUCACGAGGAGCUGCAGCACGGACAAGUCCCCGGGCUCGGGCUCCGUGGGCUCCCCCGCGUCCCAGCGCAAGGACAUCGGGCGCUCCGAGUCCCUGCGCGUCGUGUCCCGCACCCACCGCAUCUUCCGCCCCUCCGACCUCAUCCACGGAGAGGUGCUGGGCAAGGGCUGCUUCGGCCAGGCCAUCAAGGUGACGCAUCGGGAGACGGGCGAGGUGAUGGUGAUGAAGGAGCUGAUCCGCUUUGACGAGGAGACUCAGAGGACCUUCCUCAAAGAGGUGAAGGUGAUGCGCUGCCUGGAGCACCCCAAUGUGCUCAAGUUCAUCGGGGUGCUCUACAAGGAGAAGAGGCUCAACUUCAUCACAGAGUACAUCAAAGGGGGCACCUUGAGGAGCCUCAUCAAGAGCAUGGACAGCCACUACCCCUGGAGCCAGCGGGUCAGCUUCGCCAAGGACAUCGCUGCUGGCAUGGCCUACCUCCACUCCAUGAACAUCAUCCACCGUGACCUCAACUCUCACAACUGCCUCGUGCGGGAGAACAAGAGUGUGGUGGUGGCUGACUUUGGGCUGGCUCGGCUGAUGGUGGAUGAGAAGAAUCAGCCCGAACAUCUCAAGAACCUGAAGAAACCGGACCGCAAGAAACGCUACACGGUGGUGGGGAACCCUUACUGGAUGGCCCCCGAGAUGAUCAAUGGGAGGAGCUACGAUGAGAAGGUGGACAUCUUCUCCUUCGGCAUCGUCCUGUGCGAGAUCAUUGGCCGGGUGAGCGCCGACCCCGAUUACCUGCCCCGCACCACCGACUUCGGCCUCAACGUGCGGGGCUUCCUGGAGCGCUACUGCCCCCCUGCCUGCCCCCCCAGCUUCUUCCCCAUCGCCGUCUGCUGCUGCGACCUGGACGCCGAGAAGCGGCCGUCCUUCGCCAAGCUGGAGCAGUGGCUGGAGACGCUGCGCAUGCAUCUGGAGAUCCACCUGCCGCUGAGCUCGCAGCUGGAGCAGCUGGACCGAGCCUUCGGGGAGGCGCACCGGCGGGAGGGGGCCCCGCCCGCGCCCCCGCGGUAG
Messenger RNA from Pseudopodoces humilis (Tibetan ground-tit), 1955 nucleotides. RefSeq names its product LIM domain kinase 1 (gene LIMK1). NCBI's taxonomy places the organism in Eukaryota, Metazoa, Chordata, Aves, Passeriformes, Paridae. The record is from RefSeq and is a predicted model, not a curated record. Gene Ontology annotation, cellular component: nucleus; neuron projection; cytoplasm. Gene Ontology annotation, molecular function: protein serine/threonine kinase activity; ATP binding; protein binding. Gene Ontology annotation, biological process: protein phosphorylation; positive regulation of stress fiber assembly; actin cytoskeleton organization.